GUGGGUGCGUGUGUACACUGGCGAAAUUGCCUGUCAUGGGCUGCAGUAAUAACAGUAGCAAGUACGAAAAACAAUAACAACAACAAAAACAACAACUAGAACAACAAUAAGAAUGGCAAAAGUUUAAUGAGUUCAAGUUUUAUAAAUGAAAAGACAGGUGUCCUUGCAGCACAAAUCCCAAUCGCAGACGUCGACGGCACGCUACGCGCCACAGACGUUGUCCUCGCCCGGCCGGAUGAAGCCAAAAAGCGGUGACAAGGAAGACGAGGAUGGCGAUGAUCAGGACGAUCACUUCGAGGGCGAUCCACGGCCCAUGCCUUACGACUUUGAAAAGGAGUUGAUUAACAAUUCGAAUAAGCAUAUACGCAUAUCUGAAGUCUUUGGGCCGCCUAAUAUAGUAUAUCCAAUCACUUCCAAAUUUUAUUCCAAAUACGAGCCACAGUCAAUUUUAAAGAAACCAGCGCAGGCGCAGCGCCACAGAUUCCAUAAAGCACCGCCAGAUUAUCCGUUGCUGGAGUCACAGAUGUACGGCUGGAUGCCGUUGCAGUGUCGAGAAGCUGCCACAUAUUUAAAUUGCAUACACGCGCCAAAACGGCGCUGCCGCAUGACAAUACAUGGAGAACAAAUUAUAGCGGGCCGAAUUACUGAGCGUCCGCCUUUCAACGGUCUAAAAUUCAUACUUCAUUAACAUAUGUUACUUAUACGAGAUAAUUAUCACAUGCCCUGAUGAAGUAAACUAAUUUUAUUUUUUUUUUAAAUUGUUUAGCUAUGAUUUGGGGACCUGUAUUAUCGGCAGUUCCAUAUUUUCAAGCUUUGAUUCAAUUCCAUCCACAAAGUGUGGAACAAAUUAAAAAAAUUUCUAAAUUCUGGCAGCGCUGCAGUCGAGGACAAGUUGGCAGCUCUGUUGUUUUUAAUGUUUACUUUUUAAUGUUUGUGGGUUCUGGGGACAUAAAAUGGAAAUAAAUGCGGCUUGUUACUAAUAUUGUAAUUAUACGCUGCACCUGGAGAACAUG
Drosophila mojavensis is the source of this 1013-nucleotide messenger RNA. RefSeq lists its product as uncharacterized. The transcript is spliced from 2 exons. The coding region runs from base 146 to 688 and encodes 180 amino acids. The record is from RefSeq and is a predicted model, not a curated record. Lineage: Eukaryota; Metazoa; Arthropoda; Insecta; Diptera; Drosophilidae.